This is a messenger RNA of Sphaeroforma arctica JP610, 939 nucleotides long. RefSeq lists its product as hypothetical. The record is from RefSeq and is a predicted model, not a curated record. The transcript has a single exon. The coding region runs from base 192 to 479 and encodes 95 amino acids. NCBI's taxonomy places the organism in Eukaryota, Ichthyosporea, Ichthyophonida.
GGCGUUGAGAGGCUUGAGAAGUAUAUACGUUCUAUCAUCUAUGGGGCAAUAAAAGUGCUCACCAGCAGUGAUAUGCGUUGAGGUGUUCGGUAUGGUACACAUGCGUAUAAAUAGUGGCUGGACGUUCUCUUUGCAUAUCAAACAAUUGAAUACAACAUACAUCAAACAACAAACAACAAACAACGAACACCAUGAUCAACGAUUUCAUUAACCGAUCCGAAACCGGUGACAAAUAUUCCGGCGAGAUCGAGUAUGAAAACAUACAACGCCUGCCCCGUCUAGGAGGAUCCUCCCCCUCAAGCGGUCGCCGUCAUUACAAUGAUCUUGUGAACCACAACGAAAAUGGUGCCAAGUAUUCCAUGGGCGAGACAGAUGAGCGAAUGUGCCGUCUCCCUCGAUUACCGAGCCGCCAACAAGCAUAUGUGGUAGACACUAAUGUUAUUGAUUCCGGGGCAGACGAGCAAUGCCACUGGAGCUAACCAAAUCUGCGGGUUAUCAAUUAUUAGCGCUCACAUAGUGUAACUUGGGCCGAGCGAGCUACAGAUCGGAAUCCUUCCCGGGCUGUACACACCAUAUAUAUUAAGCAACUUUAUGUAAGCUGCAAUCAAAUAAAUAUUCAACAACAGAACAUAAUGAUGGCAAUUCAGUUUGAUUUUAUGUGAUUGUCUAUUAUUCUCGGGUGAAGAGAUCGAUAUCACCUACCCGACGCGACAAAACAAUAAAUUUCUAUAAGCUGCAGACGCAAUCAAGCAUAUUUCAAAACAGUAAUUGUCUCUGAUUGCGAUGAAGUAUCUUACUUUCCAAAUAUGAUUGUGUACUAACGAAGCUAUUAUGUAAAGAUGUAUAUAUACGUUAUACUUAUACAUUUCUAUAUAUUAUAUAUAUAUAUAUAAAAUAUAUAGUUUAUAGUAUAUGUAGUAUAUAUAUAUAUAUAAGUAC